AAGAUGGACGUCUCAACAGAACCAGCCCGUCGCUAUACAAGAUCUCCGCAUUGUCUAUUGUGUGGUGAAAGGUUUACACCAGAUACACACUUCCGUUCCGUCGUCUUGUCAAAAACAGAUCAGCACCCAGUUCUAACUCGGUCGAUAAGUUUUCGAGGAAAAGGGGGAAUAAUUCACCUGCAAGACCUCAAUGUUGAGAUCCAUAGCAACCCGCGUCUGAAAUCCGCAAAUGCCUUCUCCGUGCACAGUCUCUGCUGGGCGGCCCUUGUCGGUCAACCCAGCGUCCACAAACUUUAUGAUUUGGGUCGCGCCAUGACGCCACUCACUUGGACAGGACUUCCACAAAGCCUUUACAACAAUCGUCUAGUCCUGUCAAAAUCAAUUUAUAGGUUAGAUGCAGAAAUACGCCAAAACAAUGAUGAAGAUAAUACCCUGUGGAGGCUAUUACAGAGAUGCGGGAGUCUUCCCACUGAGCUGGUUGCUAUCAUAUGGGGACUCAUUGACCCUAGUCCUGUCCGGUGCUUGCUUGCACUAUGGGCUGCAGAUGGUUACUGGACAAAGAGCUCUUCUGCGCCAAAUAGUGGUAGUGUAUAUCUUGUUGGAAAUAUCUUCAUCUAUUUCACGCGCGUCUUAGACGGGACGUAUAUAUGCGGCAUUCGUCAAAGAGACAUACUAUAUGGACAUGAGAGCAAAAACUCUGUGGAAGUCUCUGCUCCGGUAUCCAUGGAAGGCUUGACAUUUAGUUUGGGACCUUAUGGGCUUCGGAGCAUACGAUUUCUUUCAGAUACUGGGACCCAUCACAAGAGUAUAGGAGGUGCAGCAACAAUGGAUACUGAGUUUAUCGGUGUUAUUUAUCCUCAACCAGGAGCGCCACUUCAGUUGAACAUUGAGUGGGAUGCUCUUAAGAUUGCGCGCAUCAGUUGCCCCAACAACUUGGAGUUCGGUCAUAAUUUUCUAUGGGAAACUCAGCUACCGUGGACUGAGAUAUACCCCCCUUCUGAGAGGUCAUUUUAUGAUUGGCCGCGACAUUGGGACUUCACAAUAAAUCCUCAAAGAUUUAUGGCGUAUAUCCCGUUACACAGAGAUGGAUUUCACCUAUAUGGCCUCACUGCGUUUUGCUCCAGCAAGGGUCUCAUUGGCUUGGGAACUCAUUUUCGCUCACGCUCACACUCGACCACGUCAUACUGGUAUGGGAACCAGAAGGGCUGCCUCGUCCAUGCCCAAUUUGGACCUUCCGAGACUGUGAGCUUGAUUUCCGUGUAUUGGCAUCCAUAUGAUCGACUUUCGAAACCUUACUUUGCAAUUACAACAAACAAGAAGAGGACCCUUUUUCUUGGACCAUGCUUUACGUCUGUUGAAGUUGGCUCGAAAAACAUAUAUGACGCAAGAGAUGGUGGCCUCAUGGGGCUAUACUAUGAUAAAUCUCUAGGCAUCAGUGGCUUCACUAGCUUGGGCACUGUUUGUCGUCGUCUACGCGAUUCCUCUGUGAAGCAAAUACCAGACCGUUCUAUACCACAAACGCCCCAACAUUCAAACACGAUGAAUCUGUCAAGCACGUCCAUUUUCGAGGGCUUCACCUCCAAAGCCUCACUAAUCAAUAUCCAAACACUGAAAGCCUGCUAUAUCGGACCUCGUUGUAAAGGCAUGCUUCUUAUAUACGAUGACGAUACCAGGUGCAUUUUAGGUCAAUGGUAUGAAGGUACAUCUUCCCAGCCUGAUGAUAUACGAGAGCUCUAUUUUGAGAGCAACGAUGUGCUCAGAUUCUAUUUUAUGCAAAACAACGGCAACCAAAUUCUCAACCGGAUUGAAACCUCGCCACAGGUUUCUUCUCCGGAGGAAAGUGAACUGUUUGUGGAUUUCAAAUAUGGGGAUGAUAUCAUUUGGCUUUUCUCAGAAUACACCGACACCAUUUUUGGUGGGUAGAAUUAUAAACACCUUGCUAUACCUGUCCGAAAUCCCGCUAGCAUAAGUGUGGAAGUCCCUGAACCUGAUAUCUCAUUUUUGUUCCAUUACAAUACGAUACUCACCGAAUAGACAUCCUUGGGAGGCAGAACAGAAAAAGACAAUAAUGUGGAGUAUGUAAGUAUCAGUAGGGAUUCUCCUCGAAUGAAAG
Messenger RNA from Aspergillus sclerotioniger CBS 115572, 2113 nucleotides. RefSeq lists its product as uncharacterized. NCBI's taxonomy places the organism in Eukaryota, Fungi, Ascomycota, Eurotiomycetes, Eurotiales, Aspergillaceae. The record is from RefSeq and is a predicted model, not a curated record. The coding region runs from base 4 to 1923 and encodes 639 amino acids. The transcript has 5 exons.